Strongylus vulgaris is the source of this 1576-nucleotide messenger RNA. The record is from the annotation of a GenBank genome assembly. Lineage: Eukaryota; Metazoa; Nematoda; Chromadorea; Rhabditida; Strongylidae.
GGAAGGGAUAGGGAGGGAAUUCGUCGGCUAGCAAUCCACUUUUCAUCGAUUUAUUUAGGUCCUUGCUCGAGUGGAUGAUGUUUCCGUUGCAUUCCGAGAACUGGGAAUACCUGUUGGCAAUGACACGCACAUUGGAAUUUACAGCAAAAAUCGGCCGGAGUGGGUUAUCACUGAACUAGCCAGCUACAACUAUUCAAAUGUUAUUGUGCCCAUGUACGAAACCCUGGGUUUCGAGGCCUGCGUGUACAUCCUCAACCAAGCAGAAAUGCAAAUUGUCGUUUGUGAUGCGGUUUCUAAAGCAAUGGGCCUCAUAGAAAGAAAGCCCACUUGCCCUCAUCUGAAGUACCUGGUUGUAAUGGAACCAAUUACGGACGAAUUACGCGCUGCAUCAGAGGAAUAUGGUGUACGAGUCAUGACCAUGCAAGAACUUGAGAAGAUUGGUCACGAUGCCAAGAACAGGCCAGAGCAUUUGCCACCAAAGCCAGAAGAUUUGGCCACCAUUUGCUAUACCUCUGGAACGACCGGCACUCCGAAAGGUGUCAUGUUAACCCACGCGAAUGUCGUCGCGGAUACCGUGUGCCUGGAAUUUUUCAAGCACACUGGAUUUUGUUCAGCGGUUAGUUGUAUCACACAUGCUCUACUAUUUAGGGAGACAUCCGUCUUCUUGUUGAAGAUAUCAAAGAACUUCGACCAACAAUUGUUCCUGUUGUGCCACGUGUUCUCAAUAGACUGUAUGAUAAGCUUUUACAAAUUCUCACCUCAGGUAAUGUCCGAAGUGAAUAAAUCGUAUGUGAAGAAAGCACUUUUCAAUAUAGCUGUUGCAUACAAGGCUCAUGAAAUGCAAAAGUUAGUUUCAAUUUUGCUUAUUGAUUUAGCUUUAUCGUUCGAAAAGAUGGAUUCUUUGACAAUCUUGUGUUCAAGAAAGGGAGACAUUCGUCUUCUUGUUGAAGAUAUCAAAGAACUUCGACCAACAAUUGUCCCUGUUGUACCACGUGUUCUCAAUAGACUUUAUGAUAAGGUGAUGUCCGAAGUGAACAAAUCGUAUGUGAAGAAAGCACUUUUCAACAUAGCUGUUGCGUACAAGGCUCAUGAAAUGCAAAACUUUAUCGUUCGAAAAGAUGGAUUCUUUGACAAUCUUGUGUUCAAGAAAGUUAGGGAGAGUCGCGUGAGGCUUAUGGUGACGGGAUCUGCACCACUUUCUGAAAAUGUACUCACCUUCGUACGAGCUGCGAUGGGCUGUGUUGUUGUGGAGGGCUAUGGCCAAACAGAGUGUGUCGCAUGUGCUACAGUAUCAAUGGAGGGUGAUUCUAAUGCUGGACACGUGGGAAUGGUUAUUCCUUCUGCUAGCAUAAAGUUGGUAGACGUACCAGAGCUGGGAUACUUUGCGAAAGACGAGGCUGGCGAGAUUUGCAUAAAAGGACCAAUCGUUUUCCGUGGCUACUACCAAAAUGAUGAGCUAACAAAGGAAGUCUUGGAUGAAGAUGGUUGGCUCCACACUGGCGAUAUUGGUCGUUGGUUGAAGGAAGGAACUUUGAAAAUUGUCGAUCGCAAAAAGCACAUCUUCAAGUUGGCGCAG